This is a messenger RNA of Ostrinia furnacalis (Asian corn borer), 3162 nucleotides long. RefSeq lists its product as uncharacterized. Gene Ontology annotation, cellular component: membrane. The transcript is spliced from 13 exons. Lineage: Eukaryota; Metazoa; Arthropoda; Insecta; Lepidoptera; Crambidae. The coding region runs from base 185 to 2713 and encodes 842 amino acids. The record is from RefSeq and is a predicted model, not a curated record.
CGGCUCUCCCACUGGCUCCGGGCUCAGCCACAAAUCCGUUUUCAAAUACAACAAUCUAGGACUCGAGCCUAAAUAAACAGUCGCCGCGCACGCAGGCUUUCGUACGCGACCGCCAGUCGAUAAGACAUAUCACACGAAGUUACACCUGAAUUGUUUAUCAUGAAAAUGUGAGUGUGCACGCACUAUGGCCAAGACACAGGACGAUUCGAAGAAGAGCGACGACGACCAGACCAUGGAGGGAGACAGCGACGAGGAGCUGGGCUGGGUCGCCCGCCUGAUGGUCAGGAUGCGGAUCAACCCGAACCUCAUCAUGCUGAAAGUGACACUCUUUGUGAUGUAUGGAGCAACUGCUUCUUUGCUACCGUACUUGACGAUCCAUAUGCAAAGUAUUGGACUAACCGUGCCGGAGAUUUCUUUUGUUUAUUUAGCAUUGCCGUUCACAACUUUUUUGAGUCCUCCCGUUACUGGGUUCCUAGUUGAUCGCUUUGGAGAAUACAAACCGGUGGUGAUCACUGCUCUCAUUUUGAAUGCCGGUUUUCACCACUCGCUGCUGCUGAUUCCGCACCAGGAGACGCCAGGGGUGAUGCCAUCGGCGUACGUCAUGCGGCAUCCGAUCACGAACAGCGUCGAGAUAUGGUGGAGUCCAUGUCCUAGCAGAGAGUGUCCUGAUGAAGACGAGACGGUGGAUUUCGUUUUGGACCGCUGCGUAGACCAUUGCAAGUUAACCAGGCCUACCGAUCCUCCAGCUACGGAGCCAGCUGAAGAUGAUGACAAAGACGACCUGGAUUUUCACAUCAGCCAUAAGAUAGCACUUAAUUUUCUCAAUAUGACAGAAGAUGAAGAAGAUGAUUUCAAUGAUGCAGCGUUUUUCCUCAUAGAAGUUCACGAUGAUCUAGGGGAGCCGAAAGAGCAACUUGGCAUUGAAAUGGAACGUGACGAAGAUGAUCCAGUAACGGACUUUAGAUCUAGAUUUGGCGAGAAACUUUUGAUAGCUCAAGGCGUAAACAUAACAGCGUUAGACAAAGAAGAUCUAAGGUGUGGAGGUCUUGUGAUGUUGCAUAAUAUGACUAAACUGUCUCAACAACGUCUUGAAAUACUCUCAGCCGACUGCAUGGUCCAAAAGUGUGAUUUUAGGAGAGGCGGGCCCGAGAUAUGUCCACCGGAUUAUAAGGAAAGCGAUGAUAAGACGUUCUACAUUUACUUUUUCCUGAGAUUCAUGGGCACUAUAAUGUUGUCUGCUGGUGUGACCAUCAUGGAUCCGAUAGCGCUGACAAUGAUACAGAAAUACGGCGGUGAUUUUGGGAGGGAGAGAUUGUUUUCUAGUAUUGGUAUGGCCAUAUUCUCGCCCAUCACAGGCAUGCUUAUAGAUAUGAGGAGUAAACAAGUCGGAUACACUGACUAUUCAGCUGCAUUCUACACGUAUGAUGCUUUACUUUUGAUAUCAGCAUUAACAGUUGCCGUGAUGCCACUUGGAGCGAAGUUGCCAGCUGAUAACUUGAUGAGAGAUUUGAUUAACAUUAUCAAGAUGCCCCAUAUUAUAAUUUUCAUUUUCUUCCUUUUUGCUUUGGGCAACUUUUGGGGAUUCAUCGAGUCUUACCUCUUCAUUUAUUUGAAAGAAUUGGGCGCACCAAAUUUCUUAUUAGGAAUAACCGUGACCGUGGGCACUCUGAGCAGCAUCCCGUUCCUUUAUGGAGCGGACGCCAUCACGGCGAGGAUCGGCCACGUCAACGUCAUCAUUGUAGCCUUCUUCUCGCAUGCGGCCAGGCUCGUCGGAUAUUCUUUCAUUGAGAACUCCUGGUGGUGUUUCCCCUUUGAAGCUAUGGAGUCAUUGUCAGUGCAUUUGAUGUGGGUGGCGGCGGCGACGUACUGCGCCAUGCUUGCUCCGAAGAGUCUGCUGGCGACACUGAUCGGAGUUCUAGGGAUGGCGCAUUUCAGUCUUGGAAGAGGCAGUGGCAGUUUUGGAGGUGGUCUCCUCAUUGCAACCCUUGGAACAAGAGAAGCGUUCCGCUACAUGGGCUUAAUAGCAUUCCUUGGGGGUGUGCUUUAUGGCCUCUUGCAUUACUUCUGGCUGAGGCACAUCAACAUGACAGGGAUGGAAGAUGCGUGCGACCAGGACACAGAAAGUGGAGAAGGUGACAAGCUGAAUGGAGAACCGCUGCGGAAAGAUGCUGAAACCAUGAUAUCCCUUGAAAGACUGCACAUGAUCACACGCUUCAAUCCUUUGGGUUCUCUACACUCUCUGCCAAGAGGCUCUCGUUCUAGGUUCUCCCAGGGUGACAUAAAUGAGCCGUGCCGAAGUCGGAGUGGCAGCAACGCACAGCGGCGCGGGAGCAACUACGAAGGCUCCGCCUCUAAGGUCGACCUACUCAGAUCAGCUCUGGAGAUCAACCACCAGAACACCAAGAGCCACAUAUCCAACCCCGUUCUGUCUUUCUCUAACAGACACCAGUAUCAUUAUAAGCAAGCUCACAGCGCCCCCAAACUGGCGUUGGUGGGACUAACUCAACGCAACAACAUUUCUCAGCCUGUGCUCUCAGAGUUUGACCCAAGAAGGAGGGACUCUAUUCCCGAGGAACCUGAAGAAGACCGUCUAGCUGUCCCUGCAAAGCCUUCCAAGACUAAAAGUGACAAUCUACCACCACCUCCCACUUAUGCUGAAGCCAUAAACGAGCAUAGGAAGAGCUGGCAUUCAGAUGAUAGCACGCCAACCUAGAACUCACCAACCUUCAGUCCCGAAGAAGUAACUUGAAUCAUUUUGGGAUCUGUUUCACCAAUAAGUAGCCAGAUCGUUUCGUAAAAAAUAUCUGAACUUCAAAUGGGAAUCAGGCGCAUAAUGCAGUUUGGAAUUGAUUAAAUUAGGCUGCUUUAUACAUUUAGAGCUUAUUUUGGUCCUGCAAACGGUUUAGAGUUCUAAAUUAUUAUAUUUUAACGCUUUCACAGAUACAGUAAAACAUAAAAACGAAGAUAAAGUUAAAAUUUUGUAAAAUAUGAGACAUAGGUUUUAAUUUCUACGCAUUAUUAACUUUUGUAUUAUGAAAAUAGCAUACUUCAAAAGGCUUUAAUUUAUUUAAGUUGUAGAUAGUUAUGCUGUAUGUACCUAUUGUUGUGAACAUUUUCUAUCCAUCCUUUCUUACACAACGUUAAAUAAAUAAGUUUUGUUAU